Molecule: messenger RNA, 1697 nt
Organism: Trichogramma pretiosum
Lineage: Eukaryota; Metazoa; Arthropoda; Insecta; Hymenoptera; Trichogrammatidae
Gene: Hat1
Product: histone acetyltransferase type B catalytic subunit
Exons: 7
Coding region: 149-1372 (407 amino acids)
Biological process (GO): subtelomeric heterochromatin formation
Cellular component (GO): nucleus
Molecular function (GO): histone binding; histone H4 acetyltransferase activity
Source: RefSeq, a predicted model, not a curated record
GAUGCCUCGCGCUCGUAGUACAAUAUAGGCAAUUCGUAAAAUAUAAUUGUUCGUUGACUUUGCUCGGCUUAUCUCUCGACCAACACGUUGCUCACUGUUUUAAAGCACCUCUUUCCAUUUCUACAUUUUACGUUCAAAGCUUACAAUCAUGGAUCAAGUAACGGCUGCUAUGAAGCAAUACGUCGUCAAUAGCAAUGAAGCACUGGAAUUUAAACUUGUUCGCAGAUCAGAAGAGUUGGAAGAUGAUCAAACUUCUUUUAAGCCUGCAAUGUCACAUCAAGUUUUUGGAGAUACUGAAUCUAUAUUCGGUUAUAAAGAUCUAAAGAUAAAGUUAUAUUACUCUGCUGGAUCCUUAGAAACCUACCUAGGUACAUCUUAUUCUAAAAAAUUUGAUGAAAGUCUCUGCGCCGACCUAAAGCCAGACAAUUUUCUACCAAAAUUAGUUGAUGUACUUACACCAAAUGUACAUGAAAACAUUGAUAUGUUUGUCAAGGCUUUAUCUAAUGAUGAAACAUUCAAACCUGCUGGAGAUCUUGUUUAUUCAUGCUCUGUUAAUGAUAACGGACAAACAAGACAUUUUGAAGUGUACAAAGCUAACAUGAGCUCAACCAAGUUUAAAGAAUACCAUCAAAGACUGCAAACGUUUGUUCUGUGGUACAUUGAUGCUGGUAACUUUAUUGAUAGCAAUGAUAUACAGUGGAACUAUUUGAAUAUGUUUGAAAGGUAUACAGCUGAAGACAAUACGAUUCGUUAUGCUACAGUUGGUUUUGCAACAAUCUAUCACUAUUGGGCUUAUCCUGAACUAAUUAGACCAAGAAUAGCUCAACUUUUAAUAUUACCACCAUUCCAAAAGAAAGGUCUUGGUAGCCACAUGCUGCGAUCUAUUUAUGCUGAAUACAAAAAUAACCCAAAUGUGAAGGAUAUUACAGUUGAAGAUCCGUCUGAAGAAUUUCAAAGAAUUAGAGAUUUUGUUGACUGUUCACUAUGUAUGAAAUUACCAAGCUUUUUCCCAGAAAAUUUGGUCAAGGGCUUUAGUACAGACAUGAUCCAUGAUGCAAAAGAACAAUUUAAAAUCAAUAAAAAACAAGCUCGCAGAAUUUAUGAAAUUUUAAGAUUAAAAUCUACAAACGUUAAUAGCGAGAGUGAAUUCAGGGAUUAUCGUUUGAAUGUUAAACAAAGGCUCAAUAUUCCUUAUAAGCGAGAACAAAACGAUUUGGCAAGACUUCGUGAAGUUUUUAAAACUGAUGAAAAUAAACCUGGUAUUUCUCUCCCAAUGGAAGAAGAACGCAUGAAAAUUCUUGAAAGAGAUUUCAACGCAUUGGUAGAGGAUUACAAAAAAAUUAUUGAAAGAUUGAACUUGAGUGAUGAAUAAUUGCUUUUUUGUUUUCUAAAAUUGAAUGUGACUGUACUUUAUUUUUUAUACUUCUUAUUUAUAGACUUAUUCUUAAUUGAUACGCUUUUAAGCUCUUGAAAUGUUUUUUAUAUCAUUGUAUUUUUUUUGUUUCCAUGUGACAAGUGGUGCAUUAUUAUGCUACUAAACACGCAGGGCGUUUUAAAAAUUAGUAUGUGUGUUGAAACCAAACACUUUUCAUUGUUCACCAUUUUAUAUGCAUUUAGGUACAUACCUAUACAAUUGAAAAAUGUAAAUAAUAAUUAAUUAUAUACCUCGAUGUUUUCAAUAAAAAUUUUUUAAAUAA